AUGAGAAACUUUCUACAGAUUCUACUCAUCUUACAAAUUAAUUCAGUUUGUUCGGUAUGUAAAAUGCCAACAGGAUGGUUCGGCUUGUGGUACCAACGUGGCAUGAAUUCUCUAUUAGAGAUAGCCGAUGAUCGAAUCGAAACGAAAGGAUUAUGUGUAGAUGUUUUAUCUUCGCAUCAGUAUUAUCUCUUUCUUGACCGACUCAAUCGAUGUACGCGAUGUUUAGUUUUCAUCCAACGACAUAUGAAUUUACUUCAGUAUCGCGAAAGUGAAUGUAAUGAUCCAGAUGAUUUAGUAAACAUUACUUUAUGUCCAAAUCUAAUCGCUCCUGAUGCUGCGCUGUAUACACUACAUCGAAAAAAUUCUACUCCACAGCUAUGUCCUAUUCAACCGCCAUUCCAACUGUUAAGUCUAAUCAAAGAUGGCUCAGUCUGUCAUCAAUCGAUCUCAUCGUCCUAUUUGAAUGAAUGUGCUAACCCCUACAAACUCCAGCUUCAUCUAUCUCCUUGUUCAGUCUACCAAUCAAUUCUUGAUUUUCAGUUUAUGUGUGUCGGGACAUGGAUUGAAGACUUUCAUACGUAUUUCGUUACUCGAAUUCUUUCCGACAAGCCACAUCACAAUCAAUAUGCGUGUUUCAGUUUUUUGACUAAACAAAAAUCGUCUCCAUCACUCUCUCUUCACAUGGCUACAGAUGAUUCAUGUCAUGAUCUAUAUUCCAGGCAUAUAUCAACUGUGAUAACAUUCUCAAACAAAAAUCAUUCAAUCAAUGAUGAAUGUUCCUUUCCGAAGCAAUUUCAAUCCCAUCAAUGGUUUUCAAUCGAUCGAACAAUCCGAAUGAUAAUAAAAACCAAUAAUAUAGAAUUUCUCGGCACCGAUCACCGUUUUCAUUGUCAACGAAUGAUCCAUUCUGAAAAAUCAUUCGCCAUCUAUUCUAUACGGUCAUUUACCAAUUGUCAUACGAAACAAGAAUGUCUUCGAAUAACCCGUCGAACCGGCAAUGUACUCGAACUACAUACAUUUCCUUUGUCACACGACAGAGAUUGUGAUGCUUUCCAUGAGAAAAAUUUCAACUUUUUUCACACAUUUUUCACUCAAUCAGUGCCAAUGUCAAAUCCAUGCCCAAAGUCCAUAGGUCACUUGGUGUAUCACGCCUCAAUGGAUGAUCAUUAUCGAAGAAGAUCGCUUCACAUGUCGAUUGGUUGUGACGAUAAGGACAAAUUAACCAUUUCCAAGGAAUCACGAGAUCGUGAAGAAAAAUCCAUUAUUCAAAUUGAUACAUGUCUUGCAUCUUGGCAAUCGGAUGAUUCUCUUCUGACGUAUCUGAUCGUUCAAUCAUCAUUUUCCAAUGCAUCUUACUGCCUUAGUUUUCAAAUGACCAAUCCAGUUUUGAUUCAAAAUAAUAGUAACGAAUGUUCUUUGCGUCAAACAAAAGCAAGUUCUAUCUAUGCGGCUCACCUAACAAAUCCAUGUUCUCAAUCAUCCACAAUCGUGUGUAGUUUUCUCCUAUCGAUAAUGACAAUCAUUUUAUAUCUCGAAAAUAUCAUUUAG
This is a messenger RNA of Adineta ricciae, 1548 nucleotides long. Lineage: Eukaryota; Metazoa; Rotifera; Eurotatoria; Adinetida; Adinetidae. The record is from the annotation of a GenBank genome assembly.